ACCCUGCUGCCUGGCCUCUUAUAUAAAGGGCCUUCAUUGCCUCACUGCAGAUGAGACAGCAGUAAGGCUUCAAGCUCCCUCUCCCAUCUGGAUUGUACUGGACCUGCAAACUCAGAACAAGACAGGUUCCCACCAAGCUGAAGCCAUGAGGAUCCACAGCCUCGCCCUGCUCUCCUUCCUCCUUCUGGCUGCUCCGAUGCUCUUGGUGGAGGCCAAAAAGGAAGGGAGGAAUAGACAGGGCAGCAAAGUCAGCACAGAUAAACUGCAUACUCUAGGCGCGCCCCAGACUGAACCAAGCAGCCAGCCACCCAAGCACCUGACCAAAGGCAAGUUCGUCACCCAAGACCAUGCCGACUGCAGAUGGGUGGUGACCAAGCAGGAGGAGGGCAUUGCCCUGAAGGUCGAGUGCACCCGACAAGACAACAAGUUUUCCUGUUUCUUCACCGGCAAUCCAACCUCAUGCCUAGAAUCAGACAAAAAGAAUGCCUACUGGAAACAAAUUGGCCGGAAUCUGCGUUCACAGAAGGUCAUCUGUGGUGAUGCUAAGAGCAUCCUGAAGACCAGGGUGUGCAGAAAGAAGUUUCCAGAAUCCAAUCUCAAGCUGGUUAACUCCACUCUGAUUAAGAUCAAGAAACUCAGCCAGGAGUUAAUGGAGCCCUCUCCCAAGGAGCAGAGCAAGGUCAAAGUGACCACCCGCAUCAGCCCAGCAAAGACCCAGACCAUAAGCACCAAAGAUCCUGAGUGUGUGGAAGACCCAGACUUGGUAAAACAGAGGAACACGGCCCUGGAGUACUGUGGGGAGUCCUGGAGCUCUUUCUGCAACUUCUUCAUGUCCAUGGUACAGGGCAGUUCAUGCUAAUGAGGUCAAAAGGGAAGAGAGUCCAUUAGGAGGUGUCAUGUCAAAGCCCUUCCAUAUGUUGUAAAGAUCUCCCAGUUCCCUGUAAGAUGAACAUUUGUGCUGUAGGAGUGCAAUGGAUUAUUUAAACAGAUUUUAUAAUUUUUGUUUCUGUAUUUUAGAAUUUGUUUUAUAUUCAUUUCCUUACAUGUGAUUUUAAGAGGCUGUUGACCUCAUAUGUGUCCAUGGCCCACAAAGCUAUAUUUCUAUGAGCAGUAAGGACCAGUCUUUGAGCUGAAUGAGUCAGAGUGAUGAUUUCAGUGCAAUGCUCUUUCUGCCCAAUUACCAAAUGUAAUAAAGCUCUGUGCGUUUUUCAGGAA
Kogia breviceps (pygmy sperm whale) is the source of this 1215-nucleotide messenger RNA. RefSeq names its product fibroblast growth factor binding protein 1 (gene FGFBP1). Gene Ontology annotation, molecular function: growth factor binding. The record is from RefSeq and is a predicted model, not a curated record. Gene Ontology annotation, biological process: cell-cell signaling. Lineage: Eukaryota; Metazoa; Chordata; Mammalia; Artiodactyla; Physeteridae.